CGGAAAUUCCUGGCCUUGGUUUGGACUUCACGACGGGCAGAGAGAGAAAGAGAAAGCGGAAACUCAAUUCUUUCCUUUCUUUCUGUUCCCUCCCCCCUCUCUCCCUGUCUCUCUCUCUCUAGACUUUGUCUUCCUCCUUGAUCUGCAGCUCAAAGUUCGCUCUUUCCCUUUUCUGCAAAAUGGGUAUUCUAAAUUUGCCUUGAGGAUGGGCCAGGUCCCCUGAUGGCAGGCAUCUGUAAGGAGAAACUGGAGACAAGGGUGUCGCUAAUCGUAGAGCAAAGACAGAGAUUCGGGUCCUUUUUGUAAUGAAUAUGUGCCAAGUAUAGUUGGCUUUGGCGGGGAUCCAUAGAAAUGGCAGGAGGAAAGAUAAGGGCGAAGCUUCGCCAGAGCAACCUUUACACAUUCUGCCGUAAGCCUAAAGCCGAUGAGACAGAGGCGCCUCGCCCAAUCCAAGGAGCUGGGUUCACAAGAACUGUAUAUUGCAACCAACCUCAUUUCCAUCAAAAGAAGCCUUAUAAAUACCGUUCAAAUUAUAUAUCAACCACCAAGUAUAACGUUAUCACGUUCUUGCCCAAAGCACUCUUUGAGCAGUUCAGACGGGUUGCCAAUGUGUAUUUCCUUUUAGCUGCAAUUCUUUCCCUCACACCUGUUUCACCUUUCUCUCCAGUGAGUAUGAUUGCUCCUCUGGUAUUUGUUGUUGGUCUUAGCAUGGCAAAGGAAGCGAUGGAAGAUUGGAAUAGGUUCUUGCAGGAUAUGAAGGUUAAUCGACGUAAAGUUAUCGUUCAUAAAGGAGAUGGUGUUUUUGAUUUUAGGCCAUGGCAUAAAAUUCGGGUUGGAGAUGUUGUGAAAGUGGAAAAGGAUCAAUUCUUUCCUGCAGAUUUGCUUCUUUUGUCAUCAAGUUACGAGGAUGGGAUUUGUUAUGUUGAGACUAUGAACUUAGAUGGUGAAACAAAUUUGAAGGUAAAGAGAUGUUUGGAAGUAACCUCGCCAAUGGAGGAUGAUGGCGCUUUCAAGGAUUUGACGGCAACAAUUCAAUGUGAAGAUCCAAACCCCAAUCUUUACUCAUUCGUAGGUAAUCUUGAGUACGAUCGGCAGGUGUAUCCUCUUGAGCCCAAUCAGAUACUCUUGAGAGAUUCAAAGCUCAGGAAUACAGCAUAUGUAUAUGGGGUGGUGAUAUUUACGGGUCAUGAUAGCAAAGUCAUGCAGAAUUCAACGAAGUCCCCUUCAAAAAGGAGCGGAAUAGAAAGGAAAAUGGAUCACAUUAUCUAUAUUCUUUUCACCCUCCUUUUAGGGAUUUCAAUGAUCAGCUCAAUAGGCUUUGCUGUGAAGAUAAAAUUCAGCAUGCCAGACUCGUGGUAUUUACGACCUGAUAAUACAACGGAUAUGUAUAGCCCAAAAAAGCCUGCCUUGUCUGGCCUUAUUCAUUUGGUCACCGCUCUCAUCCUUUAUGGAUAUCUAAUACCUAUCUCUCUCUAUGUUUCAAUUGAGGUUGUGAAGGUUUUGCAAGCAAGCUUUAUUAACCAAGACUUACUCAUGUAUGAUGAAGAGACUGGGAAGCCUGCUGAAGCACGGACAUCAAAUUUGAAUGAGGAGUUAGGCCAGGUAGACACGAUCCUCUCUGAUAAAACUGGCACAUUAACCUGCAACCAGAUGGACUUUCUGAAGUGUUCCAUUGCUGGUACUGCAUAUGGCGUUCGUUCCAGUGAAGUUGAACUUGCAGCAGCAAAACAGAUGGCUAGUGACCUUGAAGACCGUGAUGAUGAGCUUGCCAAUUUUCCCAUGCGAAAACAUAAUGCGCAUGUAUCAUGGGAGAAUGGAAUAGGAUCGGAAAUUGAGCUAGAGACUGUUGUUACGUCCAAUGAAGAUAAGGAUCGGAAACCUGCCAUAAAGGGGUUUAGCUUUGAGGACAGCCGCCUCAUGGGAGGAAAUUGGAUGAAUGAGUCCAGCCCUGAUGUGAUUUCAUUAUUUUUACGGAUAUUAGCAGUUUGCCACACUGCAAUUCCAGAGGUAAAUGAAGAGACUGGCAGUUAUACAUAUGAAGCAGAGUCACCGGAUGAAGCAGCUUUUCUUGUUGCAGCAAGAGAGUUAGGAUUUGAGUUUUGUAAAAGAAGUCAAUCAGGUGUGUUUGUCCGCGAAAGGUAUCAUCAUUCAGGACGACCAGUGGAAAGGGAGUACAAAAUCUUAAAUUUAUUGGAAUUCACUAGCAAAAGGAAGCGUAUGUCUGUAAUUGUGCGAGAUGAAGAUGGACAGCUUUUACUGAUGUGCAAAGGUGCUGACAGCAUAAUUUUCGAUCGACUUUCAAAGAAUGGAAGAAUGUAUGAGGAAGCUACUACUAAGCAUUUGAAUGAAUAUGGAGAAGCUGGGUUGCGUACAUUGGCACUUGCUUAUAGAAAGCUUGAGGAGUCCGAGUACUCUGCUUGGAGUAAUGAGUUUCAGAAAGCAAAAACAUCUAUUGGGGCUGAUAGGGAUGGAAUGCUUGAGCGACUAGCAGAUAAGAUGGAAAGAGACUUGAUCCUUGUUGGUGCUACAGCUGUAGAGGACAAAUUGCAAAAAGGGGUGCCCCAGUGCAUAGACAAUCUUGCACAAGCUGGUCUCAAGAUCUGGGUUUUGACAGGGGACAAGAUGGAAACUGCAAUCAACAUAGGAUUUGCAUGUAGUUUGCUCCGACAGGGCAUGAAGCAGAUCUGUAUAUCAACCACAAAUUUAGACACGUUGGGACAAGAUAGCAAAGAGGCGGUGAAAGAUAACAUUUUGAAUCAAAUCACCAAUGCCUCACAAAUGAUCAAGUUGGAAAAAGAUCCACAUGCGGCAUUUGCAUUAAUUAUUGAUGGAAAAACUUUAACCUAUGCUUUGGAGGAUGAUAUGAAGCAUCUAUUCUUGGGAUUAGCUGUUGACUGUGCAUCAGUCAUAUGCUGCCGUGUCUCUCCCAAGCAGAAGGCAUUGGUAACAAGGUUAGUCAAACAAGGAACUGGAAAAACGACGUUAGCAAUUGGGGAUGGUGCAAAUGAUGUUGGAAUGAUUCAAGAAGCUGAUAUUGGUGUUGGAAUCAGUGGGGUCGAAGGUAUGCAGGCUGUGAUGGCUAGUGACUUUGCUAUUUCCCAGUUUCGGUAUUUGGAGAGACUUUUGGUAGUCCACGGCCAUUGGUGCUAUAAGAGGAUUGCUCAGAUGGUCUGCUAUUUCUUCUACAAAAAUAUUGCAUUUGGUCUCACCCUCUUCUACUUCGAGGCAUUCACGGGUUUCUCUGGGCAAUCAAUAUAUGAUGACUGGUACAUGUUAUCAUUCAAUGUCAUUCUAACCUCAUUGCCUGUCAUUUCACUUGGAGUUUUUGAACAAGAUGUUUCGUCCGAGGUCUGCUUACAGUUCCCAGCAUUGUACCAACAAGGACCUAGAAAUUUGUUCUUCGAUUGGUACAGGAUACUGGGGUGGAUGGGUAAUGGUGUAUACUGCUCUCUCAUAAUCUACUUCCUCAACAUUAUCAUCUUCUACGACCAGGCCUUCCGUGCUAAUGGCCAGACGGCUGAUAUGGCUGCUAUGGGUACCACUAUGUUCAGUUGCAUCGUGUGGGCUGUGAACUGCCAGAUUGCUCUCACAAUGAGCCACUUUACGUGGAUACAGCAUCUCUUUGUGUGGGGAAGUAUUGCAAUGUGGUACCUAUUUCUCUUAAUUUACGGCAUGCUGACUCCAACUUGGAGUAAGAAUGCCUAUCAAAUUCUAGUCGAAGCUCUUGGUCCUGCCCCUUUAUUUUGGUCAGCCACCCUCUUAGUAACAAUCGCUUGUAAUCUCCCCUACAUUGUCCACUUAGCCUUCCAAAGAAGUUUCAAUCCAAUGGACCAUCAUAUCAUCCAAGAAAUCAAAUACUACAAGAAGGAUGUCGAGGAUCAGCGCAUGUGGAAGAGGGAGGCGUCGAAGGCAAGACAAGAAACCAAGAUAGGGUUCACGGCGAGAGUGGAUGCCAAGAUCAGACACUUGAGAGGGAAGCUACAAAAGAAGCAUCAUACCCCUGUAAGUACGCAAGGAGGGAUGUCACCAGUCGUGACCGCGUUCCAUGAUUUUUACGGUUUUGAAAUCUUUGAUUUUUUAGGGUUUGUGGGCGAUUUCAGUUUUAUGUUGGUGGCCCUUUGUAAUUCUUUGUCUUGCUGUUGUUUUGAUCCACUUAUGUGGGGUUGGUUAAAAGUCCCAUUCUUUAUAGAAAAAGCUCUUGGAGCCGUUAUAAUGUACAAUAUCUUGUAAGGUUUAAAGUGAGUGAAGAUAGAUGUCAUUUGCCUAA
Messenger RNA from Pyrus x bretschneideri (Chinese white pear), 4267 nucleotides. RefSeq names its product probable phospholipid-transporting ATPase 4. The coding region runs from base 352 to 4230 and encodes 1292 amino acids. The record is from RefSeq and is a predicted model, not a curated record. The transcript is spliced from 11 exons. Gene Ontology annotation, biological process: phospholipid translocation. Gene Ontology annotation, cellular component: plasma membrane. NCBI's taxonomy places the organism in Eukaryota, Viridiplantae, Streptophyta, Magnoliopsida, Rosales, Rosaceae. Gene Ontology annotation, molecular function: magnesium ion binding; ATP binding; ATP hydrolysis activity.